Molecule: messenger RNA, 9646 nt
Organism: Magallana angulata
Lineage: Eukaryota; Metazoa; Mollusca; Bivalvia; Ostreida; Ostreidae
Product: kinesin-like protein KIF13B
Exons: 38
Coding region: 201-6269 (2022 amino acids)
Biological process (GO): microtubule-based movement; cytoskeleton-dependent intracellular transport
Cellular component (GO): microtubule; kinesin complex
Molecular function (GO): ATP hydrolysis activity; microtubule binding; ATP binding
Source: RefSeq, a predicted model, not a curated record
UCAUUUUGACAAAACCCCCCUGUUUGUGAUUUAAACGGAAGUGAUAUUAUAGAAAGUGCCCGGAUUAACAUAAUAUGAUGGCGAGUAGCUGUCGAAAAGUGGUAUCGAAGUAAAUCCGGACUAACAUCAUGUGUAUAAAAAUGGUUGUGAAUUAGAUUUGUGUUUACAGGAGGAUAUCUUGUGCAGGGAUAAUCGUCAAGAUGUCGACUGAAAAAGUUCGAGUGGCCGUGAGAGUCAGGCCAAUGAACAGGCGAGAAAUUGAUAUGUCGACCAAAGUAGUUGUGGAUAUGGAGGACAACCAAACGGUGCUUUAUCAUCCAAGCAGUCCAGCAGAUGGCAGUGUCGACAGGAAGUCAAGAAGGGAACAGCCAAAGACAUUUGCAUUUGACAACUGCUUUUGGUCUAUGGAUGAAAAGAAUCCAAAGUUUCAAGGCCAAGAGGAUGUCUUCAAUAGCGUGGGCAAGGAUCUACUGGAGAAGGCAUUCAAAGGUUACAAUGGCUGCAUCUUUGCGUAUGGACAGACAGGGUCAGGGAAGUCAUACACAAUGAUGGGGAGCGUGCCGAGUGGAGGGAAGGGGAUCAUACCCCGGCUGUGUGAUUUGAUGUUUGACCGAAUCGCCGAGCUCCGCAGCGAGGACACCAACUUUAAAGUGGAGGUCUCCUACAUGGAAAUCUACAAUGAGAAAGUGCACGAUCUCCUGGACCCAAAAGGAAGUAAGCAGAAUCUCAAAGUGCGUGAACACAAUAUCCUGGGACCAUAUGUGGAUGGUUUGUCCAUGCUGGCAGUGGCGUCAUUUGAGGAUAUAGACAACCUCAUGAAUGAAGGAAACAAGUCCAGAACUGUAGCAGCCACUAAUAUGAACAAUGAGAGUAGUCGAUCUCAUGCAGUAUUCAACAUAGUGCUGACCCAAACACUGACCGAUCUAUCAACAGGGGUGAGUGGUGAAAAAGUGAGCAAAGUGAGCCUGGUAGACUUGGCAGGUAGUGAGCGCGCUCAGAAAACUGGUGCUGUUGGAGACAGACUGCGGGAGGGAAGUAACAUCAACAAGUCCCUGACGACCCUUGGCCUGGUUAUAUCAGCAUUAGCAGACCAGUCAGCAGGGAACAAGAAAAAGGAUAAAUUUGUACCAUACCGGGACUCUGUACUGACAUGGCUACUAAAGGAUAAUCUCGGAGGAAACAGUAUGACAGUGAUGGUGGCCACCAUCUCCCCCGCGGCUGAUAAUUACGAGGAGACCCUGUCCACUCUACGCUAUGCUGACCGGGCCAAGAGGAUCGUGAACCAUGCUGUGGUCAAUGAGGAUCCAAACGCCAGAAUUAUACGUGAUCUUAGGGAUGAGGUAGACAUGCUGAAACAGCAGCUCAAUGAGGCUCAGAACAAGCAAGCUCCAGUACUGCAAGACAGACUUCAAGAAUCAGAAAAACUUAUCAAAGAGAUGACCAAGACUUGGGAGGAGAAAUUAGCCGAAAAGGACAAAAUCAACCAGGAGAGACAUGAGAAUCUAGAAAAGAUGGGCGUGUCUGUUCAGACAUCGGGGAUUAAAGUAGAGAAGGGAAAAUGUUUCCUGGUCAAUCUGAAUGCUGACCCCUCCCUCAAUGAAAUGCUCGUGUACUACCUGAAGGACCACACUUUGGUUGGACAGCAAGAUGCAGAUGUACAGCAAGAUAUCCAGUUAUCCGGAUUGGGAAUCAUGCCAGAACAUUGUGUGGUGGAUAUCGAAAAUGGAGAUGUCUGGCUAACUCCAAUAGAUGGUGCCAGAACUUGCGUGAACGGCUCUACCAUUCAUCAGAAGACAAAGGUGAAGAACGGAGACCGAAUCCUCUGGGGAAACAACCAUUUCUUCCGGAUAAAUUGUCCCAAGCAGAACAGUCCCCAGUCACAGCCCGCUGAGCUGGACCAGACCAUUGACUACAACUUUGCUCAGCAAGAGCUGAUGAUGAAUGAGUACUCCAAUGACCCCAUACAGGAGGCCAUCUGUGACCUAGAGAAGCAGUACGAGGAGGAUAAGCAGGAGGCUUUGGAGAAACAGAGGCAAGAAUAUGAACAGAGAAUGCAGUUACUAAGAAACCAGAUUAUGUCCCCGGGAACCCCCAGUAAUCCUUUCCUCAACUUCAACAGCUUUACCCCGCCUGGUUCUGGUUCCCAGAAUACACUGCAGAGGAAGUACCAAAAGUGGGCUGAAAAGAGGAAGAGUAACCUUAAGAACAGCCUGCAGGUGCUGAGGGAGGAGGUAUUGAAGGCCAAGGCUCUAGUCAGGGAGGCAAACGAUCUGUCCCAGGAAAUGGGCAAGAAAACUGAAUUCCAGGUCACUCUGCAAAUUCCAGCCAACAGCCUCAGUCCUAACCGCAGGAAAGGCAAUGGCUUUGUUAGUGAGCCAGCCAUUUUAGUGAAGAGAAAGAGUCGCCCUAAUCAAAUUUGGUCAAUGGAAAAGCUGGAGAACAAAAUUAUUGACAUGAGGGAAAUGUACGAGGAGCGGAAAUCCUCGGGACAGCCCAUGAUGGUAGAAGACACUGACUCCUGGGACGACAAGCCGCUCGUGAAGGGUGACCCUUUCUACGAGUCCCAGGAGAAUCAUAACUUGAUAGGAGUAGCCAACAUCUUCCUGGAAUGCCUAUUUCAUGAUGUUACUCUGGACUACCAUGUGCCAAUUAUAAGCCAGCAAGGGGAGAUUGCUGGAAAGUUGCACAUCCAGAUCUCUAAGUUGGGCGGAUCUUUUCUGGAGCGUUACGGCGACACGACAAAUGAGGACAUUGAGGACACUGAUCCAGCCGUGUCCAGGGGAACUCCAAUGAUUGUCAGGUUGACGAUCCUCUCAGCUAAAGGCCUCCCCUCUUCUAUGUCCAACUUUGUGUUCUGUCAGUACACAUUCUGGGGUCAGGAGGAUUCUGUGGUAGUCCCUCCCCAAAUCAACCCAGACAUGGUGGAGCGCCAGAACUCUACAGGUGACACAGUGAUGGUCAAAUUCCAGCACAAAAAGGAUUUCAAAAUCAGUUUAACUGAGGAGUUUAUUGAGAACUGUCAGGAUGGGGCCCUGUCUAUAGAAGUUUGGGGGCAUAGGGUCACCUCCACCGGCAACAGUGAGACAGACAUUGCCAAGACAGUCAAAGCCAAAACCCGCUCCCUGACUGAAAGAUGGAAUGAAGUUAAAAGGAAGAUGGAGCUGUGGGUGGAGAUAGACGAGCUGAACCAUCAGGGGGAAUGGUCAGCGGUGGAGGUCCAGUCCAAGCCAGACGUCCCCUCCGCUGGGGUGUUCCAAUUACAGCAGGGUCAUUCUCAUAGAAUUAAGGUGCAAGUGAAGACGGUCACAGAGUCUGGGACCUUACCUCUGAUACCAGACACCAUUACCUCCAUCUCUGUAGGGGGUAUCACCAACCGUAGCAAACUACAGAAAGGGCUGGACAGCUACCAGGAGGACGACCUGACAGGACUCAGAGAGAGGUGGUCCGAUGCACUGGCCAAGCGUACAAAAUACCUCAAUGAACAAAUACAGAACCUUAUCAACAAACCAGACAAGACCGAGGCUGAUUCUGAGCGAGAGAGGGCACUGUUAGACCAGUGGGUGUGUCUGACAGAGGAAAGGAAUGCCGUGAUGGUCCCUGCCCCAGGGAGCGGUAUCCCUGGGGCACCAGCCGAUGGUGAGUCGGCCCCGAACAUGGAGAGACACACGCCUGUUUUGUUCUUGGAUCUCAAUGCUGACGACAUGAGCACCUCGAGUGCCAGAGAGGGCUAUCUAGCCUCGGGGGUCAACUCUAUUUUACCCAAAGAGCAUGCAGGAUCUUUUGUCAACCUUCCCAUCUCAAAAGCUGAAAUGGAUAAUGGUUCUAUUUAUGCUGUUGCAUCCUGGAAUUCCACUGUACAUGACUCCGAGUUGCUGAACCGCGUCACUUCGUCCAACGACCGUAUCUAUCUGAUCGUGAAGGUGGUGGUUAGACUGAGUCACCCAGCCUACAUGGAGCUUGUGCUGAGGAAGAGGUUGUGUAUCAACAUCUACAACAGUCUCAGCUUCACCUCCCUUACUGGCAAACUCAAGCAGAAAAUCACUGGGACGGAAAAGUUUUAUCAGAGUGGCAUUACCUACAGUUUGGUCUCCAACAUUCCAAAAGCUUCUGAAGAUUUAGAAAACAUGGAGACCUUGGCUCAGAUGGCAGCCUCCCAGAACGAGACGAGCACAGCGGACGGCGAGUCGUACAUAGAGAAGUACCUGAAGGGUGUGCAGGGGGUGGAGAGUAUACUGAUGGUGGACAGACUGCGACAGGAAGUGGCCGUCAAAGAACUGUCUUCCCAAAAGUCCAAGUCCCUCACCAAAACCUACAGUGUCCCUAACAUCCACCAGAGUCUGCUGUCACCUUUAAAGGACAUACAGCAAAAUCUGCGAGCAGACAGUAUCCAAGACCUAUCGCAUGACAUGACCAUGUCUCCCGGUCGUCUAGGAUCGCCAGAGAGACCCAGCUUUCUGAACUUGAGAUCGAUCGCGAUCUCUCCACGUACGUGUACUACUCUUCUCUCGAUGUGUUACCACGCACUGGCCAAGUCUGCGCUGAGUCCUCAUGGGGGUAAGACUGUAAAACUUCUGAACACACUGCAGGAGGAACAGGACCGGCGGGAGAAGAAGCCCCUCCUCAGGAGAGACACUGAAGAGGACAUGGAUGUUGAGGAGGCUUCAGUGAGAAAGCCUCAGUCCUCAAAAAUUGAAGCAGACCCUCACAGCGUUGAAUCGGAUGACUUUCAGGAAUUCGAGUCUUACAACCCAAAUGAGGAGGGUCACAAAACAGUCACAUCAGAUGGAAUCGCCCGUUCCGGUACUAAUGACAGUCUGACUGAUGUACAGUGUAAAAACUUCACUCCCAGUCUGGUCUCCAGUGGAUAUGGAUCUCAAGCAGUCUCUAUGUUAACUUUAUCAUCUGAAGAUUCACUCAGUAUCAAGAGCAUUGAAGACAAUAUAGAGUCAAAUAAAGAUUCCCGAGGAGAUCAGAAAAGCAGUAUGGAACAAACAAGCAGUGACUCUGAUAAUGAAGAAAACAAAGAGGGCUCAAAUAUACUCGGCACAGGAAGUGAUUUAGAGGAGGUUCAAAUUCAGAAAGAGGCUGUGUCUUUAAAUUCUAAUAAUGGCGAUCAAGUGACAGAUGGAGCCUUAGUGGCUCCUGAAAGUGAAGAGUUGAAUAAGUCAAAUUUGGAUUCAAAUUGUUCAUUAGACACAUCAGGUUCAUCGGUGGAAGCAAGAGAUGGAAGUUUGUCAGAAAAACCAGACCCCAAUAAUAGCAAUAUUCAUUCUACAAUUUGUGAUACAUCUUUAAGUGAAAUUAGUGAAGAUGUAGAAAACUCUAACAACACUUGCGAGUCACCUGGAAUAUCUCAGUCAGAGAGAUUAAAACGUUCAAAAGAGGAGAGAAAAAAGAUUGUGGAAAGUCUUGGUGCUAUAAGUAAAGACACUGGAUCAAACAAAACCAAGAGGAACAAUGGCAAAUCAGGCAAGCCACCAUGUGAGUCACAGGGGCCCAGUGCAAUAAACGAGUUUGUAGAUCCUUACAGUGAAACAGCCAUGGAGGAGCUGGAGAGGCUGGGGUUUGAGGAGGACAAUGAGUCCUCAGAGGAAUCCUCGGAGAAAUCCCCCACACUGAGGACCGAGGAACUGCAGAUAGUGGAAGCCCCGAAAAGCCAGGGAAGGAAGGGUCAGGGUCAGCCCCGCCCCCGAUCCUGCAUCCUGUCACCCUCUCUUGACAUGAUGUCCAUCGUGGAGGAGAGCAUGAAGAGGAACAGUCUGACCCUACAACUGUCAGAGGAUGAAAUGUCAGGUAAUGAUGACUCUGUGAGUGUGUGUUCAUUCGGGAGCCGGGCAGACCUGGACAGGCUACAGGAAGUUCCGGUUCCUUCCUGGGUCCAGAUUGAUGAGAGCGUCAUCGUUCAGCCAACAAAGGGAUCCCCCAAAACGGGGGUGGUCAAGUUUGUGGGAAACGUGGAGUUUGCCACAGGACCCUGGGUGGGGGUGGAGCUAGACUUACCUGAAGGUAAAAAUGAUGGAUCGGUCAACGGCACCAGGUAUUUCAAGUGCAGAUCUCGACAUGGCAUCUUUGUGCGACACGAUAAACUGGUCCUAGACAAGAAGAGGAGAGGUUCGCGGAAAAAAGCCAAAGAUCUGGCCAAACGACACAGCAUGGGGAGCAUGGGUAAUCUGGGGACCAGUCCAAACACAAGGUUAACUGGGAACCAAUCUAGUCCAAACAGUACAGUACUGAAAGCCACAGCAGCCAGUAGUGCAAAGAAGAAAUAAAUCAGCCUCUACUCAUGACGUGACGCUGAUCUAGUCUAGGUUGUACAACUAUGUGAUAGAGUUACAGUUGUGUAUACUUACGCACAUUUACUACAAGUUUCACAUACUGAAUUUUAACAGCCUGUGUUCUAUACCAUCCAUUUUCUUUCUUGAUAAAACAUGUUUAUAAUAAAGAAGUACUUAGCGAAGAUCCUUAAUUAAUGCAUGUGACGAUUAGCAUUUAUGUUGUACAUCUGUAUGUUCAGUAGCUAAUAUUGGUUUACCAUGAUAUAAAAUUCGGAUCACUUAAUUGACCUUAAUGUAACCACCUCAUGAAAUGAUGGUACAAAGUUCUCUAAUAGUUCAUGUAUAUGUAUGCUUCUAAUGAAGGGCAUUUUCUCCCCAUUGCUGUUUUACCGAUAUUAAGACUAUUUAUUAAUUGCUAACUGUUACCAUGAUUAUCAAGCUUAGUAAGCCAUGUUACAUUUACCAGCUUUCAGUAUUAUACAUUUUAGAAUUUUUUUUCAUCAAUUUUUCGGGUGAUAUUUCCACAAAGUUUGAGCGAUAUUUUAUUAAUGUUUUUAUGUGGACGAGGCGAGGUUUUUGUGUGAGACACGGAAUAUACAUUGAGUACUUCCAUUUUUAAGAAAAGGCUUUCAAGUUCAUGAAGAGAAUUCCAUGGAUGUGGAUCUUGGAUCUCAAUUUUAAGAUAGGUCUUCCACCUGGUAAAUGAUAAUAUAUUGCACAAGAGAGCUAGAAUGAGUGAUAGUGUGUGAUGAAGAUAAAAGUAUGAUAUGUACUGAUAAGUUUCUGAAUGUGUCAAAGACGUACACAUGGACGGUUACAUCUUGCUGGGAAGAGGGAAAGUUCUUAUCAUGUCUGAUUCAGAUUGUACAAGAACUUUUGUAUGAAAUAUCAGUGUUUGGAGACGUACCAGAUUUGUACCCUUUAUAUUUUCACUGCAUGAUCAAUUAUUGCAGUACUUUUAUCAGUUUUUGACAGAAAAUAUUAAAUUUAACAGUAGUUGGUUUCCUAGCACUUGAUGGUUUCCAGUUUCUUUUUUUUUUUUUCAAAUGUUGACCAGAAAAAAAAAUGUCAGCAGAGACACAAUGAUUUUGCGGUGUUUUCAUCAUGGCCAGAAUUUGGUUACAAAAUGUGCAACUUCAGUGAGUUUGAUGAGGACUGGAGAAGUGAACAACACAUUAAAUAGUGAAAUAGCUAGGGAGUGAGUGAAUACUCUCUCUAUACUGGACAACAAGUGUAAAGCCAAGAUUUCUGGUUUGUUAUAACCCUCACCCAUUUUUUAAAAUGUGGACCAUACAUGCGGUAACUAGACUUAAUCAGUAUCAAUUUUUGCACUAGUCGUUAGCAUUCUGUAAAUUCCUUACUUUACGUGGGUCUGAUUCGGGGAUUCCACUGUUUUUUAUCAAAUCACGAGAAUAAAAAAUCACGAGCACCAAUUUUUUGUUAUAAUGUCUUAAAGUUCAAAACUGAUAAAAAAAAAUAAAAGUGAGAUAAAAUCUGCAAGGGAUGCCCAAGAUUUUAUGCAGAUAUUAAUUCCUCACGUUUUAUAAGGAAUCUACAGUAAUCAAAAUAAUUUUCAUGAAAGUGACUUAACAAUUAGCUAGGUUAUAAAAGUACUGACUUUUGGAAUUUUUUGGGGUAUUUCAUAUCAAUAAAACAACAACUAGAUGUGAUAGGAUCUUCAUUUCUUCAAACGUGUGUAAUAAGAUGAUGAAUUUGAACAUGAGGUGCCUGCAAGCUUAUAACUGCAUGAUUGUAAGCCAAGUCCUAUCAUAACAGUUGCAAUGUGAAAAUAUUUUCUUUAAGCCUUUUAAUUACAUGUGAAACGUUCACAAAGCUGUCAUUUGCUAAUGAAAUUUAAGGUAUUUAUGUAUCAUAUAUAUAUUAUUGGAAUGUAUUGUGAUCAUGUAAAGAACACUAGCUGUAUAAAGACAUUGCUGUUCAAGCUUCCAAAUUCUGGAUUUUUGUUGUGAAGAAAAACAUAUCAUAUUGUUCUAUUAUCAUCCAGAAACCACUGAAAUCCAAUCCAAAUGUCUAUUACUCAAGUGAACUUAAGGUCGCUUUGUGUUUCGGUCCUUUUGAACAUGAAUGUUGUCAAGAAAUUUUGUUCGACACUGACAUGCAUGUAGAAAUCAUAAGUUGUAGGUGACAUUAAUUUAAUCAUAAUCUUGUUGGUCAAUUAUUGGUCAGCGUUACUCAUCCAAGAUCGUAAAGUUGAUAGAAAGGAACAUCAGGAUCUCAUGAUUAUGUGGUGUUGUGUUCAACAUUCAAAUCUAUAAAACAAUCGCAAUUUUUUUUUACUUUUUCCAGCAAAAUUUUUUAUCCUGCUCUUUUUUCAAAUAUUUGAAGGCUACUUUAAUUCACAGAGAACAAGAAUUGUCAUUUUGAUUUUAAGAUAUGCAGGUAUGAAGAAUUGGGAUUCGGUUUUGUGUCGGAUAGGUUAUUAUUUUUUGUCCUUAGCUAAAGCCUGAUUUUAUAAUGGAAUUUGGAUUUUACACAACAUUUGAGUAUUGGUUCUGUCUUGCUCAGAAAGUGGGAGGUGGUAUAUUUUUAUUGUUGAAUUAAAAUUGAAUUUCCACAGGUUAGAAAUUAAGACAUAUGAGAUAGUGGUUUAAAAUGUUUACAAUACAUGUAUAUGUUUACAUUUAUAUGUCAUUAUUCUAAUAGAAGAUUCAUUCAUGCGUGAAAAUACUCCAUCAGUUUCAUUACUAAGCAUAAUUGUACAUGUACUAUGGCUCUUUCACCUAUUUGUAGAACCUUAAAAUCAUUUUACAAAUUAAAAUGGAGAUAUUGCUUGGAAUGUAAAUUUAAAUUGUUUGUUAUUUGUUUAAGCCACAUUAAACUUGCAAUUCUAAACAAUUUUUUUUUUAAUAAUGAUAUUGUAUAUUUAUCCUUCCUUCAUUGUGCAUAUGAAUAAUUUUUUCUUGAUUGUAAAGUGCUGCCCAAAAGUUGUUACAAAGCUUUGUGAUAGUUUACUUUGUUAUUAUAGUUUUUGUGUCUGUGUUGUGAUGUACUCAGGCGAUGGCGAGAAUGACAUUCCAUUAUUUAUGUUAUAUAUACAUGUAUACUGUUUAUGCAUGUGCCUGCAAUAGGUUUAGAGCUGACAUUUUUGCAACAGAUAUUUGAAAGGAAAAAUAGGAACCUCCUUCCUCAUCAAAAUAUUCUAUAGUAUUUUGUCCUAAUUAUCAUAUACAUGUAUAAUAUUCAAAGAAUCUUUUUUGGAAAUUUUUGAUUUUAAAAGGGGAAACAACUAAUGGUGAUACAUGUACAUGUAUUGCAAAACUUAUAUGUGCUGGUCAUUAAUUUUGUGAUGUUAUCAUGAGCUGAUUUUGUUUAUAAAUAUCAUUUAAUAAAUGAUUGAAAAAAAUAUUAAA